Molecule: messenger RNA, 1799 nt
Organism: Pyrus x bretschneideri (Chinese white pear)
Lineage: Eukaryota; Viridiplantae; Streptophyta; Magnoliopsida; Rosales; Rosaceae
Product: protein IQ-DOMAIN 8-like
Molecular function (GO): protein binding
Source: RefSeq, a predicted model, not a curated record
UUUUACGAAUUCGAAAUUCAAAUUUGGCAAUAAGAUCCAACUAACAUUCUUUUUUUUUCCUUGAAGCAAGGCGCCUUAACAAGUAAUUUAACAUACAGAUCUCGCUUGAAUUCCAAAAACCCCAAUCCCCAAAAAUACCCAGACAACAACUCUCUGCACCGAGCUCGGUUUCCAUUUCUGUUUCCAAGAAACGCUUCCAGAAAAAGCACUUUCCACAACAGAUAGAGAGCAGUUCAAGGUUGAUUCAGCUUUUACAGCUUGAUUUCUCAAAUGGCUACUCCUGGAAAAUGGCUGAAAUCACUUGUCAAUCCCAAAAAGGCCACCAAUUUUGACCAAGAGAAGAUGGGGGACAAGGGGAAGAAGAAGUGGAAGCUAUGGAGGAGUUCAUCGGAAGGGUUUGGGUCACCGGCCAAAGGUGGGGUGAAGAGGAGCCAAGUGACGGCUUCAAAGACCACGUCGAAUUCGGUUGAUGAUGCACUGGCUGCUGCAAUGGCUGCUCUGGUCAGAACUCAGCCUAAAGAUUUUAAGGUCCUCAAGCAAGAGUGGGCUGCUAUUCGUAUCCAAGCCGUGUUUCGCGGAUUCUUGGCAAGGCAGGCUUUGAGGGCCUUGAGAGCAGUGGUAAGGCUUCAGGCUUUAUUUCGUGGUCGGCAGGUUAGGAAGCAAGCCGCGGUUACACUGAGGUGCAUGCAGGCACUUGUUCGAGUUCAGGCUCGAGUGCGAGCACAAAGAAACUCUGAAGAAGGGCAAUCUGUGAAUGACACAUUGGAUGAACAAUUCUACCAAGCUGAUCCCAUUAAGCAGGCUGAGCAAGGAUGGUGUGAUAGUCCCGGAACGGUGAGUGAAGUUAGAGCAAAGCUUCAAAUGAGACAAAGAGGAAACAUAAAGAGGGAGAGGGCAAUUGCAUACUCCUCUCAACAGAGACCAAGGUCUGCCAGUCCAUAUAGUAGGGGAAACAAGACACCAAAGGAUGUUAGACAUCAGAAGGUAGCCGAAAAGACUUCAGGAUGGAACUGGAUAGAAAAGUGGAUGGCAGCCAAACCAUGGGAAAACAGACUGAUGGAAGAGAUUCAUAGCGUGCCAUCGGAAGUGACUCAUCCUUAUUCUAGGAAAAGUGAUGGCAGUGUUGGCUUUUGUCCAUUUUCUUCUGAACAGAACUUGGUGAAAGUAACGAGGAACAAUGUCACAACUAGGGUUUCUGCUAGGCCUCGUACAGCAAGUCCAAUUACUCGCUCAUCUUCUGCCCCGAGUUCUGAUUUUUUACAGGAUGAGACCUCAGGAUCACAUUCUUCUACGUCUUCAACUUUAGCGUCAGGAAACUCUAAGGUAGAAAAUGUAGAGGAAGCUAAUGUAGGGAAACCCGGUUACAUGAAUCUCACACAAUCAACUAAGGCCAAGCAGAGAACUUCCAAUUGUUUUAAUAUGCAGAGGCAUUCCAUGGAGGAGUAUCAUUAUCAUAACAAGUCAAUGGGAUUGUUUAACGAUGAUACAAGGAGCAAUGGCGAUUCUGAUCUGUAUCCUCCAGUAUUCGCUGGUAGAGCUGAACGAGUAAGAUAUCGAUGAGAUCAAGAUCUACUAAGAACUGCCUUCUUGCACUAGGUGGACUUUUCCAUGAUUUCAACAGCUUGUUGCCCUUGUUUUAACUUCCAUAUUGUUCAAAUUACACAUAGAUUUGCCUCAAAGGAUUACUGAUACAGAACUAAGAUAAGUUUCUGGACAAUUGAUUGUGAUUAUACUGGGAAGUAAUGUUUUUUGAGUGAGUGAUUAUAUGAUUUAAAAAAAUUGUGAAACUUCAUUUCUGA